Molecule: messenger RNA, 3054 nt
Organism: Penicillium coprophilum
Lineage: Eukaryota; Fungi; Ascomycota; Eurotiomycetes; Eurotiales; Aspergillaceae
Product: mannose-ethanolamine phosphotransferase MCD4
Exons: 3
Coding region: 1-3054 (1017 amino acids)
Biological process (GO): GPI anchor biosynthetic process
Cellular component (GO): endoplasmic reticulum membrane
Molecular function (GO): mannose-ethanolamine phosphotransferase activity
Source: RefSeq, a predicted model, not a curated record
AUGGCGCGUCUAGGCCGCGUGGGGUUUCUCGCCCUCGCAGUGAUCUUUCACUUGAUCUAUACAUACUCAAUCUUUGACAUCUACUUUGUCAGUCCAAUCGUUAGUGGCAUGCGAUCAUAUGGUGUCGAGCGGUCAUCUAAUGCCCCGGCACCUGCCAAACGUCUCGUCCUCUUUGUCGCCGACGGUCUACGGGCCGACAAGGCCUUCCAAGCUUUCCCUGACCCGUCCCCCAACGCCGAUCCAGAAAACAACGAAUUGAUUCGCCUGUCUCCCUUUAUUCGCUCGCAAGUCCUCUCCCACGGAACGUUUGGCGUCUCACACACCCGAGUCCCCACCGAAUCACGGCCAGGCCAUGUUGCGCUUAUCGCAGGUCUCUAUGAGGAUGUAUCCUCCGUUACCACAGGAUGGAAGAUGAACCCGGUGAAUUUCGACAGUGUUUUCAACCAGAGCCGACACACUUGGAGCUGGGGCAGCCCUGAUAUCUUACCAAUGUUUAAGGAGGGCGCCGUACCGGGCAAAGUCGAUGCGGAAAUGUAUAGUGAAGAAGCGGAGGACUUCACCGUCGAUGCGACCCAUCUAGACACUUGGGUCUUCUCCAAAGUCCAUGACCUCUUCGAAUCGGCAAAGACCGACCCGAACUUGGACCGAAAACUGCGGGACGACAAAUUGGUGUUCUUCCUCCAUCUGCUUGGACUGGAUACCACUGGCCACUCUUUCAGGCCCUACUCGAAUGAAUACCUACACAACAUCAAGAUAGUGGAUCAAGGAGUCCAGGCCGUCACAGAGUUGGUGGAAGAUUUCUACGGAGAUGGCAAAACGGCAUUCGUGUUCACCGCAGACCAUGGCAUGAGUGACACGGGCAGCCAUGGUGAUGGUCAUCCGGACAACACGCGGACACCGUUGGUUGUCUGGGGAUCUGGUGUCGCGCGUCCAGAGCUCUCCACUGAGGGGAUUGCUGCGGGUCAUGAAGACGGUUUCUCGGCGGAUUGGGGAUUCGACCAAGUCCGUCGACACGAUGUAGCACAGGCUGAUGUUGCCGCGCUCAUGGCCUACCUAGUCGGCCUUGACUUCCCCGUCAACUCUGUUGGUCAAUUGCCGCUGGACUACCUCAAUGCUAGCCCGAAGGAAAAGGCCCUGGCUGCUCUCGCCAAUACGCAGGGUGUUUUAGAGAUGUACCGCGUCAAAGAAGAACAAAAGAGAGACGCAGUGAUUCGGUAUGUGCCCUAUGAGCCACUAUCGGGCUAUCACGAGAACUCCGUUGAAGGCAGACUGGCAAAAAUUGAGGCACUCAUCUCUAGUGGUGACCAUGAGGAGGCUAUUGUGGUAUGUGCCGAGCUUCUUCGCGUUGCUCUGGAAGGCCUGCGCUAUCUACAAACCUAUGACUGGCUAUUCUUGCGGACCAUUGUCUCCGUUGGAUACUUGGGUUGGAUCGCGUAUGCGCUGACUACGGUUAUUGAUCUGCACGUCUUGCAUGGAACAUCGGACUCUCACCGGACGACCGCGAGUAUCUCAUUCUUCUCAUCGAUCCUAGUCGCCUUGUUCUCGGUGUUCCUUUACCAGGGCUCAUCCUGGCGCUACUAUUUCUAUGCCUUCUUCCCGGUUUACUUCUGGGAGGAGGUUUUUGCCCGCCGUAAGGCUCUCGUUGCCGGUCGUCAGAUUGUCUUGGGUCAUGUGUGCUCCUUUACUGGAUACCUCAAGUUCGGACUCCAGCUACUAGCAUUCCUCGGUGUGAUGGAGGCAAUGGUUCAAUCAUAUUUCCAUCGCGAAAUAUUUACCGUCUGCUUUGCUUUGGGUGCGUUGUGGCCUGUUAUUCAUGGCUUUGGCUUCAUUCGCAGCCAUGCGGCAUUGUCUGCGACUUGGGCUCUCGCUUGCGGUUUGAUGAGUUCGUUCACUCUUCUGCCAGUAAUCAAGGUUGAAAACCUUGAUACAAUCACAUAUGGCGGCUUGCUCAUGUUCCUUACUGGCAUUUUGUACUUGCUGUUUGAGGAUGCUAUCAUCGGACAUCGCGACCCGGAAUCUAAAGAAUCGAAUGCUAUUGGUCGUGUGGGCUCACGCAUCAUCAUGGGAAUUCAGCUCGGCAUGGUUCUGCUUGCUGUCAUCGUCACUAGGUCAUCUGUACUCUCUCUCCAGGCUCGCCAAGGCCUGCCGUUUGGAAAUAUCGUGGUUGGAUGGGUCGUCCUAGUGGCCUCCCUAACGCUUCCAUUCUUCCACCGUCUGUAUCCGAAUAGUCAUUAUCUGCACCGGCUCAUGAUCAUCUUCUUGACCUUCUCGCCAACUUUUAUCAUUCUCACAAUAUCAUGGGAAGGCCUGUUUUACUUCGUAUUCUGCAUGACCAUUGUGACAUGGGUUCGUCUGGAACAUGCCGUUUACGUGCACACAGCAGACGCCUUGAAGAAACCUAAGAAUCCUGGCAUGACGACCAUUGACGGUGAAACUUAUUACUACCGUGCCCUUACUCUCUCCGACGUCCGCGUGGCACUCUUCUUCUUUUUCCUGCUGCAAUCAGCUUUCUUCAGCACCGGCAAUGUGGCUUCGAUCUCGACCUUCUCCCUCGACAGCGUCCGCCGCCUUAUCCCCGUCUUCGAUCCUUUCGCCCAAGGCGCACUCCUGAUUCUUCAAAUCCUCAUCCCCUUUGCCAUCAUCAGUGCCAAUCUAGGUAUCCUUAACCGUCGCCUGGAGGUACCCCCCAGCGCGCUCUUCAUGGUUGUCAUGGCCAUCUCGGACAUCAUGACCCUCAACUUCUUCUUCAUGGUGCGCGAUGAGGGCUCGUGGCUUGAUAUUGGAAUGACUAUUAGUCAUUUCUGUAUUGCCAGUGCCCUUUGUACCUUUGUGGCGGGUCUAGAGUUCCUCAGCGAGCAAUUUGUCAGCGGUGUGGACUUCACCCCCACGGGGACAGCCGUUGGGGCGGUGGUCCAGACUAUUGAGGAAGCCACCAAGUGUGGCCACGAGGACCGCAGGGAGCCGAAGAAAGCCCAAUCCAAUGGGGCCAAACAGCCUAAAUCCAAGGGCAAGGGUAAGGGUAAGGGUAAAUCAGGAAAGAGUGGGUGGUCAUAA